AUGAAUUAUACAAAAAUAUUAACGACUUCAAUUGCGUUGCUUUUGUUGCUGGUUUUAUGCAUUCAAAAUGAUAACAUAAACUCAAAAUUCUUAAAAUUAUAUCAUAAGGAUUAAAAUCUCAUUACAGGCAAAGUAGUAUCACAAUAUGGAUAAGGAAUCCCUGCAAAAUUAGAAAUUAAGAUUGAAAAUAAUAAGCAAUCAAUUGAAUCUAAUAAGGAAGGCAUUUUCACAUUUAGUUAUGCAGAAGGGAAGCUAAAUUAACAAUACAGUGUUUCAAUAUCUAUAACAGAACUUAGUUUAGGCUAUGUGUAUAGUAAUCCAAUUGCAUAAUUAAAUGUUGUCCUCAAAGAUAAAGUCUAAUUACCCAAUGUUAUCCUGAAUGAAGGAGGGUAUGGAGCUCUUGUGAUCAAGGGAUCAUUUAAUGAGAAAUUGAGUGAUACUCAUCUUUCAUUAAUUAUAGAAGAAGAGAAAUAAUAACUCUAAACUAAUGCAAUAACAACAUCAACAGGGCAAUUUGAAUUUCAUAUUUUCGGAAUCAAAUCACUACCAAAAAGUGCCCUUCUAUCAGUAUUGGAUAAUAACGAAUAGUUUGAACCAAUCCAAUCUCUGCCAAUCAAACUAGAAGGUCCAGCUUCAAUAAUAUAAUUGAAAUAAAUAGAAUUAUAAUCGUCUAAAUGUAAUAAAUUAAAAGAGUAUUUAGCUUGCAGAUUAAAAGGAUGCAAAUCAUGUGUCCCAAAUAAUUAAAAAUGUUAAGAAUGCUUUUUUGGUUAUAAAUUAGAUAAUAAUCAACUUUGCAAAUUUGGCAAUUUCAAAGGAGUUGGGAUUGCUAAUUUCCAAUUCCAAAACUUUGGCCCAAUGACGAAAAUAAUAGGGACCUUAUUAAAUUAAGAAUUUAAACCAGUUACAAAUACAUUAGUUUGUAUAAAAACAGACUCAUUGUGUGUGGCCACUGGAGGUAGUAAUCGUUUUGGUAAUGAUUUGAUAAUAUCAAAGGUGAUUUUGAAAUAGAAAUAAUAACAUUAAAAUACGGACAAUUAUAAUAUUAAUUUAGUGUAGGUAGUUUCAAAAAAGAGAUAAUAUUAUAUGGAAAUGAAUACGUUUUGA
This is a messenger RNA of Paramecium tetraurelia, 1104 nucleotides long. RefSeq lists its product as uncharacterized. NCBI's taxonomy places the organism in Eukaryota, Ciliophora, Oligohymenophorea, Peniculida, Parameciidae. The record is from RefSeq and is a predicted model, not a curated record. The transcript has a single exon.